AUGUCCAAGCCUUUCAGCCCAAAGCCAACCCCAUACUCCCUGGACGGCCGCGAAACCGACCUCUUACACUACAUCUACGCACAAGACCUCUCAACCCUGACCAACAACCCCGCCAAUAUCCUCACCGCAAUCAACACGUACAGCACGCAGACCAACGCACUAAUGAACGUCGGCCCAGAAAAAGGCGCCUAUAUCUCAGACCUUAUCCAAACCCACCAACCACAGCUGAUGCUCGAACUCGGCGGGUACAUAGGCUACUCAGCCAUCAAGUUCGGGUCUGUAAUGCGUUCCCACGGCGGCAAAUACAUCAGUCUCGAGAUGAACCCCGAAAUGGCCGCGGUUGCAAACCAGCUGAUUGCACUGGCGGGACUGAGUGAGACGGUGACGGUGCUUGUGGGCACGGCGGCUGAGUUGCUGCGCGGGCUGGUGGCGCGGAAGGAGAUUGGGCUGGUUUCGAUGGUGUUUGUGGAUCACUGGAAGGAUGUGUACCUGUCGGAUCUGAGGCUGUUGGAGGGGCUUGGGGCUGUGGGGGUUGGGUCGAUGGUGAUUGCGGAUAAUAUUAUUUUCCCUGGGGCGCCGGAGUAUAUGGAGUGGGUGCAGGCUAGUUGUGAAGGGAAGAGAGAGUUGAGUUUGAAUGUGGAGGGGGAGAAGGAGAAGGGCGAUGCUGGGUUGGUGUAUCAGACUGAGGUUAUUGAGUUUGAGACUCACUUUGGAGUGGAUGGAAUUGCGGUGACGAGGGUGGCCGGGAGGGAGGAUAUCUAG
This is a messenger RNA of Penicillium nucicola, 762 nucleotides long. RefSeq names its product O-methyltransferase. The coding region runs from base 1 to 762 and encodes 253 amino acids. The transcript has 2 exons. NCBI's taxonomy places the organism in Eukaryota, Fungi, Ascomycota, Eurotiomycetes, Eurotiales, Aspergillaceae. Gene Ontology annotation, molecular function: O-methyltransferase activity. The record is from RefSeq and is a predicted model, not a curated record.